Molecule: messenger RNA, 1763 nt
Organism: Panicum virgatum (switchgrass)
Lineage: Eukaryota; Viridiplantae; Streptophyta; Magnoliopsida; Poales; Poaceae
Product: serine/arginine-rich splicing factor RSZ21A-like
Exons: 6
Coding region: 16-684 (222 amino acids)
Biological process (GO): mRNA splicing, via spliceosome
Cellular component (GO): nuclear speck
Molecular function (GO): zinc ion binding; RNA binding
Source: RefSeq, a predicted model, not a curated record
GUGAACGCCCGAUAUAUGGCGUGCCCGUCUCCUUGCUGUCGCCUCCACACACAACCAGAAGCUUCGCUUCACUCUGCCCUGUGCCCGCCGCCGCGCCUGCAGCCGCCGGGGGCGGGAACUUGCCCGUGCCGAUUCCACGCGCCUGCUCCCUUCUUGUCUCCGCGCAGGAAUCUGUUCACAAUGGCCCGUGUUUAUGUUGGCAACUUGGAUGCCCGGGUGACUUCUGGGGAACUUGAAGAUGAGUUUCGUGUUUUUGGAGUUCUGCGAAGUGUCUGGGUUGCACGUAAACCACCUGGCUUUGCAUUUAUCGAUUUUGAUGACAGGAGGGAUGCGGAGGAUGCAAUUCGUGAUCUAGAUGGUAAGAAUGGAUGGAGAGUUGAGCUAUCUCGUAAUUCCAGUGGCCGUGGUGGUCGUGAUCGGUAUGGUGGAUCUGAGUCGAAGUGCUACGAGUGUGGUGAGACUGGGCACUUUGCUCGUGAAUGUCGCCUGCGUAUUGGCUCUGGAGGUCUAGGCAGUGGAAGACGUCGCAGCAGGAGUAGGAGCCGCAGCCGCAGCCGCAGCCGCAGCCCCAGAUACCGAAGGAGUCCUAGUUACAGUAGAAGAAGCUAUAGCCCUCGUUACCGCUCUCCGAGGCGCCGCAGUCCUUCUCCAGCUCGUGGACGCAGCUAUAGCAGGUCGCCGUAAUGCAACAGCAACCAUUAUAGGCUAAUGGAGAUAAUGAUGCCAAUACUGGUGACCUGAAGCCUGUGCCUGAUUCUUGUUCUGUGUGAGAACUUGCUCCUUGGUUUGGCUGCUAAGAACAAAUUCAGAACUGUCGUCAACUGCAUGACUUCAGUUCAGGUUUAAUACUUUAUCUAGCAUAUUGUGAUUGUCUUGAUUAUGCUGUUAAAGAUAUUAUGAUCUGGAUGUAUUAUGCAACUAAGACAUUACCUUUCUUCUGUGUGUUAAAAAGGCGUGUUCUGCUUAAACGACUCUCGGCCAUCUACGGCUCUCAGUUGUAGUCUGCAUGGUUUUGUUCGUCCUUCAUUCUUCGCACGCCCUUGCCUGCAAACGAAUGCCAACCUUCUAUUACUCCCUGCCUUCGAUGUCUCAUCAAGUCAUCAUGACUGAAAUUCUUCACCGACGAUGCUACUUCGUCACAAAUUAUAGUAACAUUCUUUCCUCCAAAUAGUUGAUAAGGUUUGAGUUACAGGGUACUAACAAAUGCAGCUGGUGAAAGUAAUAGUUCCAUUGAUUUUCUUCAUAGAACAAGAACACAGCAUGUUGCUAACUCUGCUGUGUGAAAAUAAAUCUACAACUGUGCAUGCUGGGGAUUGGGGUGAACGAAGUGUGGGCCUUCAUCUGCACCUAGCUGGGCAUCUAAGGAACUUGAUCGGGCUGACUUCAGCAAGAGGCACAGCCUUCGAUUGACUUGGUUUUAUUCAUUGUGGCUUUGGUUCUGCACUCCAUGGCCCCUGUGUCCUGCCUUCACUGCAAAACCAUGAUUGGUCGCUUAUUUGUGCCUUUGUGGUAAGUUAUUCUUCGUAACUCGGAUAAUGCUUAUGUUGUGCCUUUGUGGUAAGUUAUUGUUCGGAACUUGGAUAAUGCUUAUGUUGUGCCUGGCUUUGUGGUAAGUUAUUCAUAACUUAAGCUGUUUUCUUUUUCUCAUCAGUGUUGUCGGACCUGUUCAGUUGUAGUAUAAACAUGUUUUCUCUAAAUAUAAUUGUAAUUGUAUGCAAUUAUGUUCACAAAAUAAUGUACAGAUUUGAGGUAUGAUCUUGAGU